AUGUCCGCGGAUGCUGUUUGUACUUCAGCCCCAAAAUACAACAAGUUACCAGGAGAGCAAAGUGUCGAGAGCUGUGCUUGCACAUUCAUUCGUCCCCCGGACUGUUUGCUUCCUGGAAAUGUAGAGUUAACCAACUACCGGUUCAUAUUUUCUCAUCAGCUGAAACAUGGCGACGCCAGUUAUUAUCACACUCUCCCGGCAUUCGUCGGACUGACACACAAAUUAUUUGUGUUGCAAGUGCCUCUCGGUGUCAUCCAGAGCAUUGAGCAAAAACACACAGUGCAAGCAGCUUCCAAGGGAAUUGGACUCUAUAUUGUCUGUAAAGAUUUGCGGAAUGUCAAACUGCUGUUAACAGACUUCGCGCGUGCCACAACAUUCUAUGAAAAGCUGAAGGCAUAUGCAUUUCCCAGCAUAUCAAAACAACCACUUUUCGCCUAUACUUUUGGCGAGCGGUGUAUUGCAGAGAAUGUGUUUCCUUUUAAUGGAUGGGAAGUGUACACGCCGGAAGAGGAAUAUCACCGGCAGAACAUAUUUACAAAUGGAUGGAAACUAACAAAGAUUAAUGUGGACUAUCGUUUAUCGGAUACGUAUCCGGCCUUGCUUGCCGUACCGUGGGAAGUCACAGAUGAAUUGCUCAUGGCCUGCGCACCACACCGUAGUCGAGGUCGCGUACCCGUUCUCAGUUGGCUCCAUCCUGAGAGCAAGGCAAGUUUGACACGGGCCAGUCAACCACAGGUUGGGAUGCAAGGACGUCGCAGCGCAGCUGACGAAGAAUUGGUCCGUCUUAUUCGGACGGCUAAUGCGAAUGCGAACAAUUUGCUCAUUUUUGACGCUAGACCACAGAUUAAUGUGGACUAUCGUUUAUCGGAUACGUAUCCGGCCUUGCUUGCCGUACCGUGGGAAGUCACAGAUGAAUUGCUCAUGGCCUGCGCACCACACCGUAGUCGAGGUCGCGUACCCGUUCUCAGUUGGCUCCAUCCUGAGAGCAAGGCAAGUUUGACACGGGCCAGUCAACCACAGGUUGGGAUGCAAGGACGUCGCAGCGCAGCUGACGAAGAAUUGGUCCGUCUUAUUCGGACGGCUAAUGCGAAUGCGAACAAUUUGCUCAUUUUUGACGCUAGACCACAGAUGAAUGCCGUGGCCAACAAGGGUCGUGGCGGUGGCGUGGAAAAUCCCACCUACUACGAGAAUGUGCAGUACGUGUUUCUCAACAUUCAAAACAUUCACGCAAUGCGGGCCUCUUUGACCAAUGUGUAUGAGGCAUGUUACCCGAUGCCCAAGGAAGGCAACUGGUUCAAAGCUUUGGCAGACUCCAAGUGGUUGUAUCACAUCAAACAGAUCAUAUUUGCGGCAACCAGUGUGGCUGACAAGAUCGAGAAUCACAAAUCCUCUGUCUUGGUCCACUGCUCUGACGGAUGGGAUCGGACGGCUCAAGUUACAUCACUGGCAAUGCUCAUGCUAGAUCCAUUCUACCGAACGCUGCGUGGGUUUGAAGUACUCAUAGAGAAGGAAUGGUGCUCGUUCGGACAUAAGUUCGCCCAACGUACCGGUGGGCCCGCUGACGGAGGUGUUGUGAUGCCCUCGAAUGCCGGUAUGCCACCUCUUCCUCCGAACGGCAGUUCUAUCAGUCCAAAACCGUCGAGUGCGGACGAGCGUUCUCCAGUCUUUCUUCAAUUUAUUGAUUGUGUGUGGCAAAUGACGCAACAGUUUCCUCAUUCGUUCGAAUUUAACGAACGAUUUCUUAUCACCAUAAUGGACGAAGUUUACGCGGCACGAUUUGGAACGUUCCUCUUCAACUGUGAAAUGCAAGCUCGGGAUCAUGGUGUUCGUGAACGAACCGUUUCUCUCUGGUCUUAUAUGAAUUCAGACUUGAAAAGCUAUCAGAAUCCAAUGUACACGCCAGCCGAAGUCUCUGGUCAUCGCAUCAUAUUUCCGCAACAUUCGCUCGUACACUUACAGUUUUGGAGUGGCUAUUAUGUGCGAUGGCAUCCAAUUAUGCGGUCACAGGAUCCCGUGUUGCGACGCGAUCGUGCGCUUGUGGAUGUGAUGAAACGAUUCCGUGAGUUGACUAUUGCUGCUCAACGCACAGCUGCCGGAGACAUCGCGGAGCCAGCGGCAAACCAGCCAACCACCGGGGCUGGCCGUACAGUUCGUCAGACAGCUGUAGCCACAGGCAAUACAGAGUUCUAGAACUUUGACCCGCUCGAGAACGCUCCCCCUAUCACUCAGUAUUUCGUGAUUGCUUUUUGUUUCGCGGUUUCCAUGAUAAUUUUGAUAAAUCCCCAUAGUUGGGUAUUCUGCACGUUGCGAUGUGGAGAAAGUAAUUUCUGUAAAAGAUGGUCUAUUUGGCCGAAGCGCACCUCUUCCAGAAUAGGCGC
Molecule: messenger RNA, 2378 nt
Organism: Opisthorchis viverrini
Lineage: Eukaryota; Metazoa; Platyhelminthes; Trematoda; Opisthorchiida; Opisthorchiidae
Exons: 7
Coding region: 1-2190 (729 amino acids)
Biological process (GO): dephosphorylation
Molecular function (GO): phosphatidylinositol-3,5-bisphosphate 3-phosphatase activity
Source: RefSeq, a predicted model, not a curated record